Sardina pilchardus (European sardine) is the source of this 6788-nucleotide messenger RNA. It is a transcript of the gene sorcs2, whose product is annotated as sortilin-related VPS10 domain containing receptor 2. Gene Ontology annotation, molecular function: protein binding. The record is from RefSeq and is a predicted model, not a curated record. Gene Ontology annotation, cellular component: membrane. NCBI's taxonomy places the organism in Eukaryota, Metazoa, Chordata, Actinopteri, Clupeiformes, Clupeidae.
UCUCUGGGUGUUUGGCUGACGGGCUGAACCACGUUGUGUUUUCCGAGCGUGUGUGCCCUCGCUCUCGCUCUACACCCUCCCCUCUCUUGUCGUCCUCCCUGCCUCCCUCCUCGGCUACAGUAGAGCUAUCUAUCUUCAACUCGCAUCGCACUCACAGCACUGUCAGUACUGGGAAUCCAGGCGCGAUCAUGGCGCAGCGCGUGGCACGUCUGCGUCCGAAGCGAACCGUUCUUACCCUGCGCCCGUACUGGGCUCUGAUUCUCGUCUGUGCCUGGACAGCACUGUCAACAGAACCGGCUCUUUGUGACAGCGGCGGAUUUUUGAAACGCAGCAGCAGCGGAGGAGGAGGAGGAGACCGCGCUUUUGACAGCGGCGCGGCGGCGGACGACGUCGGAGGCGGCGGCGGAGAUGGAAUGCCGUAUCUGCCGGGAUUCACCCAUCAGGACGCGGACCCGGGUGGAGCGCUCCCCCGGCGACUCAGAAGAGCGGCGGCCCGGGAUAAAGUCUCCCUGAUCAGCAGCUCGUUCGUGCUCAAGGGAGAUGCCACUCACAACCAGGCAAUGGUACACUGGACAGGCGAGAACAGCAGCGUUAUCCUCAUCCUCACCAAGUACUACCACGCCGACUCCACCAAGGUGCUGGAGAGCUCCCUCUGGAGGUCCAGUGAUUAUGGCACCACCUACACCAAGUUGAAUCUGAUGGCGGGAACAACAAUUAUUGUCACCAACUUCUACAUCUGUCCUACCAACAAGAAAAAGCUGUACGUUUCCAGCGAUUUGGGACGCAAAUGGACGCUCCUGCAGGAGCGAGUCACCAAGGAGCAUGUGUUCUGGUCUGUCCCCGAGGUGGACGUGGAUCCUGACUUGGUUCACAUGGAGAUGCAAGACACAAGUGGAGGUUUCCUCUAUGUGACGUGUCUGAUCCAAAAUUGCUCAGAUAAAAUGGUGACCGCUCAGUUCCUGGGGAAGAUCGAUCGCGACUCCCUCACGGUGCAGGACGAGUACAUAUUUGUGAAGGUAACCACAGGGAACCGGACCAAGCACUAUGUCUCCUUCAAGAGGAACGAGUUUGUCCAGAUGAGGUUCCCCAAGUACGCCCUGCCCAAGGACGUGCAGAUCGUGAGCACGGACGAGAACCAGGUCUUCCUGGCGCUGCAGGAGUGGUACCAGACGGACACGUACAACCUGUACCAGUCGGACCCGCAGGGCGUCUACUACUCCAUCGUGCUGGAGAACGUGCGCAGCACCAAGCAGCCCGAGGAGAGCGUGCUCAUCGACAUCCUGGAGGUGCGAGGAAUUAAAGGUGUCUUCCUGGCCAAUCAGAAAGUGGACGGCAAGGUGACCACCCUCAUCACCUACAACAAGGGGCGGGACUGGGAGCCUCUGGCCCCGCCCUCUAUCGACAUGAACGGCAAACCGGUUACAUGCAAGUCGCCUGACUGCCAGCUCCACCUCCAUCUCCGCUGGGCGGACAACCCCUACGUGUCCGGUACGGUCCACACCAAAGACUCGGCCCCUGGACUCAUCAUGGGCGCAGGUAACAUCGGAUCCCAGCUGGUGGAGUAUAAAGAAGAGAUGUACAUCACCUCUGACUGUGGGAGGACUUGGAGACAGGUGUUCGAGGAGGAGCAUCACAUCCUCUACCUCGAUCAUGGCGGAGUCAUUGUAGCCAUCAAGGACACCUCCAUCCCACUCAAAAUCCUCAAGUUCAGCAUUGACGAGGGCCGCACGUGGAGUGUGCACAACUUCACCAGCACGUCAGUGUUUGUGGACGGUCUCCUCAGUGAACCGGGAGACGAGACUCUGGUCAUGACGGUGUUUGGCCAUAUCAGCUACCGCUCCGACUGGGAGCUGGUGAAGGUGGACUUUCGUCAGUCCUUCCCCAGACAGUGCACAGAGGCCGACUACGACUCCUGGAAACUCACAGACCAGCAGGGAGAGAAGUGCAUCAUGGGCCAGGAGAGGACCUUCAGGAAGAGGAAAGACAUGUCCUUCUGCAUCAAGGGCAAAAGCUACACCUCCUCACUUACCUCCAAGCCCUGCCAGUGCACGGAGAAGGACUUCAACUGUGACUAUGGGUUUGAGCGAGCCCAGAGCCUGAAGACAGAGGGAGAUCGCUGCUUCGCUGACUUCUGGCACGACCCUGAUGCUCCGCCUGAGGACUGCCACAUCGGACACACUUACGAGUCUAGCACAGGGUACCGCAAGGUGAUCUCCAACGUGUGCGAGGGGGGCGUGAACAAGCAGCAGAGCGCUAAGCAGCACACCUGUCCUCUGCUGCCGCCGGCUCAACUGCAGCUCGGCAUCAAGGGACAGAUGCUAGCCGUGGCGCCCGGUGAUGACAUCACCUUCAUCCUCCAUCAGGAGCAGGGCGACACCAGCAACACCAAGUACCAGGUGGACCUGGGGGACGGCGUGCGGGCCAUCUACCAGAACCUGACCGUCACGGACGAGCCCAUACAGCACCGCUACGAGAGCCUGGGCGUCUACCGGGUCACCGUGAGGGCCGAGAACAACGCCGGCCACGACCACGCCACCCUCUACAUCCAGGUCACAGCUCCUUUACAGGAAGUGCACCUGGAAGUGGUUCCUAUUGCUGGUACGAACCAGGAAGUGAACCUGACGGCCACAGUGCUUCCCUCUGAGGCCAACCUGACUGUCUUCUACUGGUGGAUUGGUGAUGACUUACAGCCCAAACUCACCCUGGAGAGGAGUCUGAUCACUCGGUUCACAGAGUCCGGCGAGGUCUCCGUCACUGUCCAGGCCUCCAACAGCCGCUCCAUGGUGCAGGACAGUAAGACAGUCCGAGUGUACGACCACUUCCAGGUGAUUCCGCUGAGCUUCAGCAGGAACCUCGACCGCUUCAACCCCAACAUCCCAGAGUGGAGGGAGGACAUCGGCCAGGUGGUCACCAAGAUCCUGGCCAAGAUCACUGGGAUUCCACAAGACUCUCUGGUUACCAUGGUGAAACCUGGCCUUCCAACCACAGCAGACCUCUAUGUGCUUCCUCCAGAGAGUACGACUGCCAAGAGGAGUGUGUAUGUGGAUAAGCGUAUCUCGUCCAUAAAGCAGGCUCUGAACGAGAACAACGUCAGCUUCAUCGUGCGGGGAGGCCUUCAGGUGCUGGUUUCCCUCGCUGACCCCAAUGCAGGAGUGUCUUUCAAGGGAGUGGUUGCUAAUGGUUCAACAACCACAGGCGCAGAUAUUGGUUCGCGCUCCGGGGCAGCCAGUCCAGGUGUGUGGGCUCUGGCCGUCCUGGUGCUGCUCAGCCUGAUGGCCAGCGGGGCCUUCAUGCUCUACAAGUUUAAAAGAAAGCUUCCCGGCAGGAACGUCUACGCUCAGAUGCACAACGAGAAGGAACAGGAGAUGACCAGUCCGGUCAGUCACAGCGAGGACACGCAGAACAUCAUACAAGGCGAGGAGUUCAUCGACGAUGACCUGGACUCACAGACACUGGGCAACCAUUCGGGCGUGGUCCUGAGCAUCAACUCCAGAGAGCUGCACAGCUAUCUGACCAGCUGAUGGGAACACACUGGGGAGCACUGAGGACUCUGUCGUCUUUUCCUGAAAUCUGAUUGGUUCCCACCCCUUCACCCACCACCACCACCUCCCACACUCUCCCCCACUGUUCUGAAGGGGUAAGGGGCAGGGGAGAAGCCUGCCCGAACCAGAUCCCGUCCGACCUUUGAACCCAGGGCCUCUCCUUCCCACUCUCUCUCUCUUUCUCUCUGUCUCUCGUUCGCUCUUCCUCUCUCUCCCAUCAUCUCUUUCCCCUCUCAUCCAGUCCUACACUCCCUCUCUUUUGUGGGACCAGAGGUGAUCUUGAUGCCACUGUUGAUGCCAGCCUUUAUGCCACCCUGUUAAUCCCCACACACACACACACACACACACACACACACACACACACACAUACUGUAUACACACACACACACACACAACCUCACCCCACCUUACGUCUCGUCUCGGUGCAUAAGCGUCGCCUCCCCGAUUAUUGGGCAUUUCCUGUCCUUCAGCUGUUCCUAACGGCCCGCUGGGGGAGCCUGGAGUCGGACAGUGCCACCAAAAUGAUGUUGCCUGAUUGCUUUGCUUUUGUUUGUCUUUCAUUUUGACUGUUUGUUUUUACGGAACUGUUUUCGUUUUGUCUGGGAUGUCUUUGUAUUUCACAGUUGUUGUACUCUUUGUUGUUUUCCCAUGGUCUGUUUUCACGUUGUUCCUAUCUUUAUCUUACCCCAAACUCUCUUUCUUUCGUUCGUCUCGUUCUCAUAAUCGCCAUUUACUGGUUGUUGUUCGUUUUUUUGUCAUGGUUUAGCUUAGGUUAGGGUUUCGUACAGCGGCGGGUUCAGCUUUUUUUCACUACUUCCACCUGAAAUCAAGUGACAGGUGGAGCAGGCUGUUGCCGGAUGAAUCUUAACCAAAGCCUAGCUAGCAGGUGUGAUGCUAACUCACUGUGGUCCUAUAUUUGAGCACAAACGGGUGUCUUUUGGAGUCUGUGGAGGCUGCCUGCCACACAGGAACACAUAGGCCAACCCCUCCAUCUCUCAGAUGCAGGUUUCUCUCUCUCUCUCUCUUUAUCUCUCUCUCUUUCUCUUUCUCUCUCUCUCUCUGCCUUCCUCUGUCCUUUUUUCUGUCUCUUAAGAGGUACACGUUACAGGCCUGUAACUUUUUGACAUGGCAUGAAAUGCUCUCGCCACUUUAUAUCCGAACAUAAUCUAGCUCCUCGUCUACAAAUGCAAUAAUUCAGAUCGUCACUUUCACUUAGGAGGGGGAACUGCCCGCAGCACUGCGGCAAAGGCGUCAGUGUCCACAAGAUGGCGCCACUGUGCCAUUUGAAAUGAUGCUGUGACGGGCAGUCAUCAGCCAGCACUGUGCUGCUCCCUGGCUGUGGGCUGAAAAUGUGUCCAACGUACAACCCCGUGCUUAUCUGGCCGUUGUAUUCCUUUUGUCACAGGUUAUAAUUAAGUGUCUAUAUGAGGUAUUAUGGUUAAUAUUUUGUACAUUUACAGAUAAGUCACAGCAGGAAAAUCAUUUUAUAGUCAUUUCGCCAUGCACCCGUCUAAAUUGAAGUAUACUCCUCUGGCUGUCUUAAAUCACUCUUAUUUAUUUUCCUGAGUGGAUAUUGGUUAUUUCUUAUUCCGGGGCGCCAAUCAAAUUCAAAUCUAGUUCCCCAAACAAACAGUGUUAGUGUUGAAGAUUUGUUUCUCAUGUGUUUUCUUUCGUUUUCUUCCAUCCCAGAGCACAGAUGUUCCUGCUGUAAUAAAGGCCUAUAUUAGGCUAAGCAGAACAUGGAGAGAUUUCCCUUUAGUCUGGCUCGUGUAUAUAGCUAAUGCUUGUAAAUAUAUUAACAAGAAUAAUUCAACAACAACAGAAAAGAAUAAAAAGCGACGAAAAGAAAACAAAAAGCAACUCUGACUGUACAUAUCUGGCCACACAAGUGGAAAUGUAAUUUCACAUUAAUACCAAAAGGUGCACUUGUUUUUUGGGAUGCCCACCUUAAUGACACACAGCGGACACACUCACAUUUAGUCACCAACACAUAGUUACACAUCGUUUUCACUUCUGUUUUUCUUACGUGUGCUGGUGAAUAAAGACCUUUCGAAUGGUACAGUUGAUCUUUAGCUUCACAAUGUAAACUCAUUGUCCAGUAGCCUACUGUUCCAGCAGUUAGCGUAGGCUAAUGGCGCUGACAGACACUUCUGUGCACUUAAAAGAGAAGUCAAUUACCGUUUCAUAUUGUGUGAAAAAAGAUUUUUUCUACAUUACUUGCUGUUAUUACUGGAUCUUUUAGUUAAUUUAGUUCAAACGAUACUGCUUUGUCAGUGAAACAGUGACUGGUGUGAGUAAACUCCGCUCUUCAGUUGGUUGUGGGCGUGCAGGUCAGGACAUUGGUUGAGAACGACAUUGCAGGCUUGUGAGUGGGCCACCAUUUUGGCUCUUUUGAAAGAUUUACUCAGGAUAAGAGAGUGUCAGUUGCAGUAGUCACCAUUUUUAGAGAAGUGAACAGUCUGUAUGUGUGAUGGGGAUGGGGGUGAGAAGGGGGGAGUUUUUGAUGGUCUUGACAGGGAUGCUUGGAACGCACACAUUUCUUGUCAUCCCCAUGACAGGCAUAGAAGGAUGAUAUUUCAUUUUCUUCAUAAAAAGUUACACAAAAAAAACACAAAAACAACCAUGACCAUUAUUCUAGUAUAUGAUUAUUUGAAAAUAUGUAUUUUUAUUUGUAUUUGUUGACCACACUGCAGGUUCAAAACUGAUAUUUUCUUUUCUCGUAGUUCAUAAUUUUUUUGUACUUGUAUAUGCACAUGUUAAGCUUGUUCUUAGUUUUUAUUUUUUUCUUAAAGUGGUGUGAUGUCUGUGCAUUUCUCCUUCUGUUGCUCUAAAGAGUGUGUGUGUGUGUGUGUGUGUGUGUGUGUGUGUGUGUGUGUGUGUGUGUGUGUGUGUGUGUGUGUGUGUGUGUGUGUGUGUGCGUGUGCGUGUGUGUGUUGAGUGGUGGGAGGAAGUCCACAAGAGUCAGACAUUUUGUAAAGAGACAGUCACUGUUGCUGACAAAAACACCCACCAUGUGAUGAUGACUGCACAGAUAUUUUAUUGAUGCUGUUUUACUCGUUUUUGGACUUUGAUUUGGUUUACUUGUUUGUUUUGAUUUGUAAAUGUUUCUAUGAAGAAUCCUGCUACGGAUACGCUUAGUGCACUUAAAACAGUGUUCUGGAUUGAGACACCUCCAUAACUGUAUAGGUUUGUUCUAAUAAUUAUUUGAUUGGUUCAAUAAAGACUUAACAUUCUUCUGGAAAUAUC